Messenger RNA from Knipowitschia caucasica, 828 nucleotides. NCBI's taxonomy places the organism in Eukaryota, Metazoa, Chordata, Actinopteri, Gobiiformes, Gobiidae. The record is from the annotation of a GenBank genome assembly.
AUGCCUCUGGUUAUUAUGUGUGGAUUUCCGUGCAGUGGGAAAACCAAGAGGACAGAGCAGCUCAGACUUUAUCUGGAGCAGAACACAGAGAAGAAGAUCCGUGUUGUUGGAGACGCUGCUCUGGGGCUGGACAGAAACACAGUCUACGCAGAUUCCCAAAAGGAGAAGGAGGUCAGAGGAGCGCUUAAAGCUGAAGUAGAGAGGAAAAUCAACAAAGAUGACAUUGUUAUUUUUGAUUCACUGAACUAUAUCAAAGGAUAUAGGUACGAGUUAUUCUGCCUCAUCAAACACACUCAGACUCCACACUGUCUUGUUUACUGCUUGACGUCACCUGAAGUCAGCUCCGCGUGGAACCUCCAGAGGGACGUCACGGAGCAGUAUAGCCCAGAUAUCUUGGACGCGUUGGUGCUGAGGUUUGAAGAUCCCGACUCCAGGAAUCGCUGGGACAGUCCUCUCUUCACGGUGCAGCCGGACGAGCCGCUUCCCUUCGAGGCCAUUUCUGAUGCACUUCUGAAACGAAAAGCUCCACCACGGAACCAGUCCACCCAAAGUCAACCUCUGUCGUCGACGAACUUCCUGUAUGAGCUGGACCGAGUCACGCAGGACGUCCUAACGGUGAUCUUCAAUGCACAAAAGACCAGUGUUUCCGGUGAUUGCAUAACAAUUCCUGGAGCAACUGAGAAAUUAGAAGUGUCCAGAAACAUCAACAUGGCGGAGCUGCGGAAACUGCGACGUCAGUUCAUCAGCUACAGCAAGAGUCACCCCACGGAGGACUGCGGCCAAAUCACCAACAUGUUUGUGCAGUAUUUAAACAAGAGCCUGGUUUAA